CAAAACGUAAUGGAGGAGAACGAGACAAAGUCCGGUUCCGAGGAAUUGCAGGACAGUAAUUGUUCGUUCGUUUGGGAUGAAAAUUCUCAGCUGUACUUCCAUUCCAGUAGUGGAUUUUAUCACGAUCCUGUUGCCGGUUGGUAUUAUAGCAGUCGAGAUGGUUCUUAUUACAAAUUCGAAAAUGGAAGCUAUGUGCUUCUUCAGUUGAACGAGCAGGGUGAAGAAUGUAAGACGUAUCCUGAUAAUCCAUUUAGCGAGGAUCACUUUUCAUUUGAGGCCGCUGAAACUGAUACUUCUAAAUGCAAAGGAAGGGAUGGUGACGGACUACCAUUAGGAGAAAUAGCGGAGGGCGUUGAUGUUCAUGAGCACGAGAAUCCUCCCACAUCUUUGUGGUUAGAAGAUACGCUUAUUGAUCUUUUUUUGUCCGGUUAUUCCAAUUCAGAAGUCUUAGCCACUAAUGACAGCAUCUCUCCUUCGCCUUCAACAACUAAUGAUGCUAAUAACUUUCAGUCAUCAAGUGAUGGCUAUGGCGAUACUCAUAGUAUGCAAGGUGAAUGCUUCCAAGAUGAAAGCCAUGCAAUCAUGAAUUCUAGCGAAAGAGUAUUAGAUGGAGGCUAUGAUGAUACUCUGAAGAUGGAAGGUGAAUGGUUCCAAGAAGAAAAUCACACAGUAUUGAAUCCAACAGAAAAUGCAUCAGAUGGAGGUGUGUCCACGGAUGAGGAUAACUGGAUGGCCCAGUAUGGUCAAGUCACUAAUUAUGAGGAAGCAAUUCCCAAACUCUCUGUUGUGGAUAUCUGGGACUGGUCAACGGUCUCAGAGUCGAAAACAGGAGGAAAGGGGAAGGUUAUGAGGUUGGUUGGAAGACUGGCGAAGAAGUCUGCAAAGCUUCAUCCUUCGGUAUCUUCAAAUGGCACUCUUUUUAAAACAGCUCCAAUAUCUGAAGUGCAUUUAGAUUUGGUUCGAGUUGCAACGGGGAGAAUCUACAAGUUACAUAGUGCUAGUAAGAAACAUUUGGCGUCCAUGUCAAUUUUUGAUUCAUCCAACCCUACAAAAGAUUGGGGUUUCCCUGAUUUAUUAGAUAGGCCAACUGAUCUUGCUAAUAACGAAGCAAAAUUUGCAAUCGCGGUUAGCACGGCUGCACCUACAUUGUUAGAUAAUCUCUCCGCUGCUGGAAAGUGUUCAAACCAAAAUCAAUAUAGAGACAGAGCUGCUGAGAGAAGAAUCCUUCAUGGUGGUUUCGGGGUUGGUCCUGGGCAGAAGAAUUCAGCUAUCGAUCGUGAAGAUUUUACAUCAUCACCUCCUCCCGAGACCACCAUCGUUGAAGCCUUGAAUAUUUCAUUUGGAGCUGGUAGUUACGCACAAAGAAUCUUGAAAAGCAUGGGCUGGAAGGAGGGAGAGGGUCUUGGCAACAGCACGAAGGGGGUGGUGGAACCACUCCAAGCUAUUGGAAAUGUAGGAAACGCUGGAUUAGGCUGGCCUCAAGGAACUAAAAGACUUGACAUCAACAUUCAGCAUCGGCGGAAAUGAUCAUCUCGUCUUUGGGCAGCUGGGGAUUCUCGGUGGGUGGGGAAACAGCCUUAUCCUCAACUAUUGGGCUCUUCGGCUGUUGUUGUAAAGUUUCCCUCAAUGUUUGAAUCUCGCGUUCCUUCUCUGCUAGUUUCUCUUGCAAAACAAUAACCUGAAUAUAUUCCAUGUAGCAAAAGAAAAAAAACCAUGAUGAUGAAUAUUAAAACCACUACUACUACUCGCAAAUAUAUAAGGAGCGAGACAUAUAUACCAAUUCGUUUGAUCUCUCAA
This is a messenger RNA of Cucumis melo (muskmelon), 1797 nucleotides long. RefSeq lists its product as uncharacterized. The coding region runs from base 10 to 1527 and encodes 505 amino acids. Gene Ontology annotation, molecular function: RNA binding. The transcript has 12 exons. Lineage: Eukaryota; Viridiplantae; Streptophyta; Magnoliopsida; Cucurbitales; Cucurbitaceae. Gene Ontology annotation, cellular component: nucleus. Gene Ontology annotation, biological process: mRNA splicing, via spliceosome. The record is from RefSeq and is a predicted model, not a curated record.